AAGAUCAGUGGUUGCUCUUGGACUGAGGCUCAGACCCUCAAUAACUUGAUGCAAUGCUUAACGAAACCCAGAAAAUUAUUCAUAUAUUUACUGGUGAGUUAGUGGGAUAAUCAUGAUUUGCAGUUAUUAAACCAAGUUUAAAAGGGUAUGUAUAUGUUCCCUGACCAGGGAACAAAGGCAUUCAGGGCUAUUUCCAUUUGUUUCAACACUUUUGAAUCUACAAGAAUUAUCAAACUAGCUGAUUUUGUCAUUAGAGACAAUUUCUCCAAGAGAAAAUUUCCUUGUAAAAUUGAAUUUAGGGCAAGGAUCAGUAGAAAGUGUUUAUUUUCCUUUCCCUCCCCUCCUGAGUCGUGAGUUUUACUCGUACAAAGAAAACUGGGCUCGAGUAGGAUGACUGCAAGCAAAGAUGGCGGAAAAUUUCUGCCAGAACUUGUCGUGUUUGACUUAGAUUUUACAGUGUGGCCAUUUUGGGCUGACACUCAUGUUUCUCCACCUUUUACAAAAAAGAGUAAUGGCUCAAUACAGGACAGUGGUGGAAACAAGGUGAAACUGUACAAUGACAUGUUGGAAAUUCUGAAGCAUCUCAGCUCUAAAGGAGUGUGUCUUGCUGCAGCUUCUAGAACUGAAGAUCCUCCCACAGCCCAGGAAUUAUUGAGAAUUCUUGACAUAGACCAGUAUUUUUCCUACAAGGAGAUAUAUCCUGGGUCAAAACUUGCUCAUUUUAAAAGAUUUGUAGAGGCUAGUGGAAUUGCAUACUCUAAUAUGCUCUUCUUUGAUGAUGAAGAAAGGAAUAUUCAUGAAGUUAGCAGAUUAGGCGUAACUUGUGUUUUGGUGAAAAGAGGAAUGACCCAUACUGUCUUACAAAGUGGACUUGCGCAAUUUGCAGCUAAGCAUAAGUGAAAAUAUAGUUAAGACACAAAUGGUACCUUCAUGAAAGAAAUGAUGCCAUAACCUCAGCUGAAAUGAAAUGCAGAUGCACUAAUCAGCAUGGUGAUUGCUGUGGAAAUAAGGAAUCUUUAUCACAAUAGGGAAAUUUGGGGAAAUCUUUAUAAGAGGCAGAACGUGCACAACAAAUUUGACACAAUAUUUUAAGAUUAA
This is a messenger RNA of Pocillopora damicornis (cauliflower coral), 1098 nucleotides long. Its product is annotated as magnesium-dependent phosphatase 1. Gene Ontology annotation, molecular function: acid phosphatase activity. NCBI's taxonomy places the organism in Eukaryota, Metazoa, Cnidaria, Anthozoa, Scleractinia, Pocilloporidae. The record is from RefSeq and is a predicted model, not a curated record.